AUGAGUUUUGGCAGGGGGACCGAUUCUGGGUUCACCUCCCUGUUGAUGGAAUACCUCUCUGUUGAUUAUGGUAAGAAGUCCAAGCUGGAGUUCUCCAUCUACCCGGCCCCUCAGCUCUCCACUGCUGUGGUGGAGCCCUACAACUCCAUCUUCUCCACCUACACCACUCUGGAGCACCCUGACUGUGCCUUCAUGGUGGACAACAAAGCCAUCUAUGACAUCUGUCAUAGAAAUCUCAGUUUCAGGUACCCCAUUUACAUUAACCUGAACUACCUUAUGAGCCAGAUUGUGUCCUCAACCACAGCCUCUUUCCAGUUUGAUGGAGCCUUUAAUGUUGACCCGAUGGAAUUCCAGGCCAACCUGGUACCCGAUCCCCCCCCCAUCCACUUCCCUCUGGCCACUUACAUCCCCAUCAUCUCUGCUGAGAAAGCUUACCAUGAACAGCUUUCUGUAGCAGAAAUCAGCAACGUUUGCUUUGAGCCAACCAACCAGAUGGUGAAAUGUGACCCUGUCAAAUUGGGGUUUGAGUGA
This is a messenger RNA of Ochotona curzoniae (black-lipped pika), 531 nucleotides long. RefSeq names its product tubulin alpha-1C chain-like. Gene Ontology annotation, molecular function: structural constituent of cytoskeleton; GTP binding. The transcript has a single exon. The record is from RefSeq and is a predicted model, not a curated record. Gene Ontology annotation, cellular component: cytoplasm; microtubule. Gene Ontology annotation, biological process: microtubule cytoskeleton organization; mitotic cell cycle. NCBI's taxonomy places the organism in Eukaryota, Metazoa, Chordata, Mammalia, Lagomorpha, Ochotonidae. Bases 1 to 531 code for a protein of 176 amino acids.